UUAAAUAUGUCUUUUUUUUUUCUUCCCUGCUGACAACUGUACUCUAUUUGAAAAUGACAAAAAAAGUUCACAAAACAAACACGUCACAAAGUGACCGAUUACUCCCACCCGGCUCCUCUGUGUGUUGUGUAUAAAUCAGCGCAGGCCACUGAAAUGAAGUUGCGUGAUGCCACAGCCCUCUCCUUCUUCAGUUCUGGAUUAGAAAAUCACAUGUUUCGCACUCUCUACACUGUGGGCCUUUGCUCUAUGUCGUUUGUUUGAGGCAGACUCCCCUGCCUCUCUGUUUUCCCGCAUAUUUUAUAACAACCCGACCCUGUUUUCUUGCGCCGACUCUUCCUCCUCUGUUCCUUUCCUCCGCCGCACUCCGCCGUCGCGGGGCGAUUAUCGCCAAUGUUGCCCUACCAGACCCUGUCGGAGGCGGAGGCGGCCCUCGGACGGCCUCUCACCUUCGCCGAAACGCUGUGGUUCAACUACUCUGCUCGCAAGUCUGAUUACUUUCUCUACUGUCACAACAUCCUAUUCUUGUUCCUCGUCUUCUCCGUCGUCCCUCUCCCUCUGGUUUUCAUGGAGCUCUGGCGAUCUUGGAGAGUAGAUAGGUACAAGAUUCAGCCUAAAGUGAGGUUGUCGUUUGCCGAAAUGGUCAGGUGCUACAGGGAUGUCAUGCUCAUGUUCUUUCUCGUCGUGGGUCCUCUUCAGCUUGUCUCGCACCAUUCCAUCAAGUUUAUUGAGAUUAGGUCAGGCUUGCCUUUGCCGUCUGGUUGGGAGAUUCUAAUGCAGUUGGCUGUGUACUUUGUGGUUGAGGAUUAUACGAACUAUUGGAUCCAUAGAUUUCUGCAUAACAAGUGGGGUUACGAAAAGAUUCAUCGGGUUCACCAUGAGUACACGGCCCCGUUUGCAUUUGCAGCACCAUAUGCGCAUUGGGCUGAGAUUUUGAUCCUUGGUAUUCCAUCUUUUCUUGGGCCAGCGAUGGUUCCUGGGCACAUGAUCACCUUCUGGCUGUGGAUUGCUCUACGGCAGAUUGAAGCAAUUGAUACGCACAGUGGGUAUGACUUUCCAUGGAGUCCCACAAAAUACAUCCCAUUUUAUGGUGGUGCAGAAUACCAUGAUUACCAUCACUAUGUUGGAGGACAAAGCCAGAGCAACUUUGCAUCGGUGUUCACCUAUUGUGAUUAUAUUUAUGGAACUGACAAGGGCUAUCGGUAUCACAAGAAAAUCCUUAGGAAGCUGAAUGAGGGCACGAACAGCAGUGGUGGACAAAAUGAAGGUUUAUACAAAAUCCCAGCACAGGAUCUCAAAUCUGACUAGUUGUGGAAACUUUGGAAGGCUUCUCUUGAGCAACUCUCUUCCUGUAUGCUUCUCAUCAAUGACAACUCUGAAACCUCAGAAUUCUAGUUGAGUCAUCCAUUUCUUAGUAUUCUAGUCUGUGAGAGUAUAAAUUUUUAGUUUUUCUGGCGUUAUUUAACUGAAGGCUUUGCCAAUUGUUAUUUUGUCUUUCGUGUAGUAUGAGGUAGGGUUUUGAAUCUUCAGCCUUGAGAUUUGAAAAGCCCCAAGCUUUUGAUUUUUGGGACCCUGUAUUCAAACCAAAAUUUUAUGAAUUGGGAUCUUGGCAUGUGA
Molecule: messenger RNA, 1614 nt
Organism: Malania oleifera
Lineage: Eukaryota; Viridiplantae; Streptophyta; Magnoliopsida; Santalales; Ximeniaceae
Product: methylsterol monooxygenase 1-1-like
Exons: 5
Coding region: 391-1305 (304 amino acids)
Biological process (GO): sterol biosynthetic process
Molecular function (GO): iron ion binding; C-4 methylsterol oxidase activity
Source: RefSeq, a predicted model, not a curated record